UAUUACACACACACACAAAUUCACACAAACCAUGGGCAGUUUGGGAAGCAACAACAAUUAUGAAGAUGGUAUUAUUUCGAGUGACACCGUCGGAAAAGUUAUAACAUGCAAAGCGGCGGUGGCGUACGGGGCGGGGCAGCCGCUGGUGGUGGAGGAGAUUCGGGUUGAUCCGCCUCACAAAAUGGAGGUCCGAAUCCGAGUGCUUUUCACUUCGAUCUGCCACACCGAUCUCAGUGCUUGGAAAGGAGAGAGCGAAGCACAACGAGCCUUCCCUCGGAUUUUGGGCCACGAAGCUUCGGGAGUGGUGGAAAGCGUGGGAGAAGGUGUGAGCGGUUUAGAAAUAGGUGACCAUGUUAUUCCCAUUUUCAACGGAGAAUGCGAAAAAUGCGUCUACUGCAAAUCAAAGAAGACUACCAAUUUAUGCGAGAAAUUCAGAGUGAAUCCGAUGAAGAGCACGAUGGCAAGUGACGGAAAGUGCCGAUUUUCGACAAAAGACGGGAAGUCGAUCUUCCAUUUCCUCAACACUUCCACCUUCAGCGAGUAUACUGUGUUGGAUUCAGCAUGCGUCGUUAAGAUUGAUCGCAUGGCCCCCUUGGACAAAAUGACUCUCCUUAGUUGUGGAGUUUCAACGGGUCUUGGAGCAGUGUGGAAUACGGCUGACGUAGAGGAGGGGUCAACUGUGGUGGUCUUCGGUCUUGGAGCUGUCGGAUUGGCUGUGGUAGAGGGGGCAAGGACACGUGGCGCAUCUAGAAUUAUUGGAGUGGACAUCAAUUCAGAGAAACAGAUCAAAGGCAAAGCAAUUGGCCUUACAGAUUUCAUAAAUCCCAAGGAAUUGGACAAGCCAGUUCAUGAGAAAUUAAGGGAAAUGACGGAUGGAGGUGUGGAUUAUUGCUUCGAGUGUGCAGGAAACCUGGAAGUUCUUCGAGAAGCUUUCUUGUCCACUCAUGAUGGGUGGGGUUUGACAGUACUUUUAGGGGUACAUCCAUCACCAAGAUUGCUGCCUCUCCAUCCAAUGGAGAUGUUUGAUGGGAGAAGAUUAGUGGGAUCAGUGUUUGGUGACUUCAAAGGAAAAUCCCAACUGCCUCAUUUUGCCAACCAGUGCACCAAAGGGGAGGUGAAAUUGGAAGAAUUCAUCACUCAUGAAAUGCCAUUUUCCAAGAUCAAUGAUGCCAUGCAGUUGCUCCUUGAUGGCAAGUCAUUGAGAUGCCUUUUACACCUUUGAACGUUUUAAAUAUUAUUGGUGUGUUGUUAUGUAAGUAAUCAUUGUUGUCAUAAAUAAUACUCCAUAUAUCUAAACAUAUUUUGUGUAUUUAGUGGAACUACUCAUGAUAUAAUACCUGUUAGGUUGGAAUGACUACCACAUGAUUAUAUAUUGAUUUGAUAUAUAUGAGUA
Molecule: messenger RNA, 1393 nt
Organism: Salvia splendens (bonfire salvia)
Lineage: Eukaryota; Viridiplantae; Streptophyta; Magnoliopsida; Lamiales; Lamiaceae
Product: alcohol dehydrogenase-like 4
Exons: 9
Coding region: 32-1222 (396 amino acids)
Biological process (GO): formaldehyde catabolic process
Cellular component (GO): cytosol
Molecular function (GO): zinc ion binding; S-(hydroxymethyl)glutathione dehydrogenase [NAD(P)+] activity; alcohol dehydrogenase (NAD+) activity
Source: RefSeq, a predicted model, not a curated record